AUGGGAUGUUGGGAGGGUAAAUCUGAGAGGCGAGCGGCGGAGCGCAGCAGGGGGCAGAAAGUCAAGACGCGAUCUCGCUCCAUGUCCUUCCCUUUGUUGCCCCCUCCGGCCGAGCUCACCCACUCGAGCAAUUUGCGGGCGAUGUCGGUGGAUGCCAUGGCAGAGAAGCUUUGCCACUCCGACCCACCCGAGAAGUUGCAUGGACAGGCCCGUCUCGGCCGUAAUGUCUUUGCGGCCCUGGUCGCGUGCUUCAUGGGGGCGACCGAUGGCCUUUCUCUGGGCAGCCUGCUCUUCCCGUCCUCAGCCGAGUUUCCGAACCACGAGUACCAGGCGCUUGGGAUGUCCAUCGGCCUGCUGACGACGCUGGUGGCGAACGCCGGAUCCCUGCUCGGCUCGGAGAUCCGCUUCGGCGUGGCCGGCGCGAGUAUCCCCACCGUCAUCGUGCUGGCCGAGCAUUUCAAGACCCUGGGACCUGGCCGCUGCGCUACGAUCUACUUCAUGGCGGCUCGGGGUUGGAAAGGCUCAGGUGGCGGUGUGCUCUUCUUUGAUCGGAGCGGGGAUGUGGCUGGUGGGCAGGCUGCGCUUGGCGCGCUUGGUCAAGGCAACGUCCCGUCCCUCCCCACAGCUUGCCCCUUCGUGAUCUACGGCGGCUUCAUGGCCGGAACCGGGGCAGUGCUGCUCCAGUACGCCCUGAACCUGAUGGUACCCGGCUUCGUGAGCCCACAGCCGAGCUUGGUGGAAGUGGACAGCUACACAGCUCUUUUCCUCGCAGAGACGCUUUGGCAGUGGCUCCCGGGAGCUCUCGGCGGGGCGGCCAUGUUUGCACUGCGGGCCAGUCGGGUCCGCGUGGGAGCGAGCAUCCCCCAGGAUCUGCUGAUUCCCGUGUUCCUCAUCUCCGAGGCCUUCUUCUUCUUGGCCUGGAUGCUUUGGACUGGAAGAGGACUCGAGGCCGCAAGAGACGAGGGCCUCCUCUUCCCAGUGCGAAUGCCUUCGGAGGGUCCCAACUUCUAUGAGGUCUGGACGAUGCACUUCGAGCAUGCCUCGCAGCUGGAUCUCAGCGUCUUCAUCUGCCCAAACUUCUGGCUCACCGUGGUGAACGCGGCCUGUAUCUCCGUCUUGACUGCCGUCAUGAAUAUUUUUGGGACACUCACUGCAACACAGAUCCGAGUGGAUAUUGAUCGGGAGAUGAUGCUCCACGGCAGCUACAACAUGGGCUGUGGCGCACUCUCCGGCCUCCCUGCGAACAUGGUGAUGUCCUUCUCCGUCACUUGCCGCGCGCUCGGGGCAGAUGGCCCUCGGCCCA
Molecule: messenger RNA, 1303 nt
Organism: Symbiodinium necroappetens
Lineage: Eukaryota; Dinophyceae; Suessiales; Symbiodiniaceae
Source: the annotation of a GenBank genome assembly